AUGGAUCAAGACGCUUUCAGAGCCUUGUUGGCAUCAGCCAAAACAACAGCGCCAGCGCCCUUGACUGUUACACCGAGUUACACGAAGCGAAAGACCAGAGAACCUGAGCCCUCCGCUGCCUCUAUAUUCAAACCACGAAAGCACAAGGCGACUAAUGACACCCAAGCGUCAGAAAAGCCGAGCACUGCUCCGCAAAGACUGGAUCAAGAUGAUGAACCUAGUGACGUUCAGCCUGCUCCGUCCAAAGGUCUCGACUUUGCCCUUCUGGCACAGCAGAGAAUGAAAAUGAAUGAAAACCAGGAUAUCAUCGACGACGAUGCAUUGGAAAAGGCAUUUCAAGAAGCCUCGGCUCCCAAGAAACGUACAAGAGACGAAAUUAUACAGUCUCUAAAGAAGUCUAGGGCCACGGAAAAUAAAAAUGUUGAUAAGAAUCUGGAAGUAGCAAAGCAAAUGGGCAAAUUCAGACCAAUUGGAGCCCCUGAUGAAACCAAAGGGAAAAAACGGAAGCAAAAGGAUCCAAAUACACAGGAAGCAACGAAGAAGAAGAAGCGCAAAGUCGAUGCUGCCGGAGCUCCAGUUCGGCUUGUUGAACAACAGCAGGAACAAAGUGUGCCUCAGGAGGUCCCAAAGCCCAAACCUCGACCUAGGACACCGACUCCAGAAUUCGGCGAAGACUUUAACAUCUUUGCUGACGCCGGAGAGUAUGAAGGGCUGGGUUCAGAGGAGGAUUCGGAUGAAGAGAGCUUACCAGCAAAUGGAUCAAAGGGGGACUCCCCAGUAGCUGGCACGUCAACGGAGAAGCGAGGCAACUGGUUUGGGGAGGCAGAAACACCGUCUAAUUCCGCUCCAAUCAUCCCAAAAAGGACCGAUACUCCACCCGAGGAACAGCGUCCACCAAGUGAUGUAGAGAUGGAGGAUGAGCCACUCAAAAUCACACGUCUCCAGGGUCUGGCUUCCAGUGCAGUUCCAUCUAUCAAGGAGAUCCUGGCAAUGGACGAAGCUGCUGAACGGGAGGAGAAACGGAAGGCAAGAAAGGAGAAAAAAAAGGAGAAGAAGAAACCUUCCGAGGAAACAAAGAUCAACAGGGAGGUCAAGCAAUUGGAGAAGUAUGUAGCAACGAAGCGAUAG
Molecule: messenger RNA, 1128 nt
Organism: Serendipita indica DSM 11827
Lineage: Eukaryota; Fungi; Basidiomycota; Agaricomycetes; Sebacinales; Serendipitaceae
Source: the annotation of a GenBank genome assembly